AAAAAAACAAACAACCGUGUACCUCUAGUAACCACAUACAACCCAGCACUAGAAGGGAUAAGAAAAAUAAUCAAAGAUUUACAACCCAUUAUAACAGAGGAUGGAACUCUGAAGGCCAGUAUUGGGGGUUGCUGGAAUAUUUCUUUCAGACAACCAUCCAACCUCAGAAAUAAACUAAUCAGUAGGAAACUUCCUUCUGAUUAUGAUGUCACAAAUAAUGGAAGCACACCCUGCAAUAAGAAACGCUGCAAACUGUGCAAACAAAUCAAUUCAUCAAAAAGAGUCAGACACUCAAAAGGGAUCUUCAAUAUUUCUGGCUCAUACAGCUGCACCUCCAGUAAUGUUGUGUGCCUUAUCCAGUGCAGAAAAUGCAGCAAAGGAUCUUAUGUUGGCGAAACAGGACAGAAGUUGCAAACAAGGAUGAAUUUGCACAGACGUACCAUCAAGGAACAUAAAGAAGAUGACCUCUGCACACCUGUAGGACACCAUUUUGCACAACCAGGCCACAUAAUGGGAGACCUCAAUAUUUUAGUUCUUAAAGGAAAUUUCAAAUCCAUCCAGGAAAGAAAAACAUUUGAACUAAGAAUGAUAAUUCUAUUUGACGCAAGAGAUAACGGCCUUAAUGUGGACAUGGGAUUCCUCACUCAUUAUCCAACA
Molecule: messenger RNA, 657 nt
Organism: Staurois parvus
Lineage: Eukaryota; Metazoa; Chordata; Amphibia; Anura; Ranidae
Source: the annotation of a GenBank genome assembly